AUGUCAAUAGAUUCGUUCAUGAUGACCAAACUGCACAAGGACAUCGCCAUCCACAUGAUGCAGUGCGUUCAGAGUGAAGAGCACAGUGACAAUAGCACCAUCAAGGAGGUGUCGAAGAAGACAAAGGAGCUGAUCAACAACGUGAAGGGGGCUGGCACCGGAGAGCGGCAAGAUAUCUCUCGAACUGCUGCACAAGAGGAAGAUGAACCCUGCGACAGAGACAUUUCUGUUCACCCUGGCCUCCGUCGAGGGCCUCACUGA
Molecule: messenger RNA, 261 nt
Organism: Geodia barretti
Lineage: Eukaryota; Metazoa; Porifera; Demospongiae; Tetractinellida; Geodiidae
Source: the annotation of a GenBank genome assembly